ACACCCUGUGUACCACUUUGGCCAGUUUAAAAGAUGAAAUCCUAAUCUAGGCAGGUGUAUACAUAAUCGGGUGUAAUUAUGAUGCUCAGAAAAAAACAUAUGGAAUGAGCUGUGCACAAAAUAUACGCCUGGUUGUGCCAUUAAGUUUUGGUUCCCAUGAGAACAACAACAAAAAAAAAACUGUACUUCACGUGAGGUUGUGUCGCCAUUUUGUCAAGUGAAAACAGAAAGCAUUACGAGGCUACUAUCCUCGAGCCUUUUUAAAGCGUUGGAAAAAAUCUGAGCUCACAAUUGGUCCAUUCUAUUUAAGUGACAAACAUUUGAAGUAACAGCGGAGUUACCACGUAAGAAGGCACGAGGAUUUUUCCGGAAAAAUGUUAAUGUUCAAAAACUACAGACUAAGUUUGUUGGUAAUCAAAUAGUGAGUGGCGAAGAAAGUGAGAUUUUCUUCCAGAAUCAAAAGUCAUCACAAAGUUAAAGAAAACUGUCCAAUCUGGGCAAACAAGGUUGCGGUAUUUGGUGUGGAAAUGAAGACAGAAAAAAACACGUUAUUUAAUGACAGACCAAAUGCUGUGAAACUGGCAGAUCCUGGCACAAUGUUACCAGAGACAAGUAAUAUUCCGGAUUUAAGUUCACCACCGGAUUUAACGCUGCCGAAGUUCCUGCGCCCACUAACUCCCAUCAAUUUUCAGCAAGUCAGUACGCCAGUACAUACUAGUGUUCUCAUAGCGAGCAAGCUGCCUGAAAAUUCAUCUCAUUUUACGAUUAGUCUGCAUGUGAAGCCGACUAUAAAAAUUGAAACAAAGGAUCUUCAUUUUACGGUGCCACCAUCAGAAGCAGGAAUUCCAGAUAUUCGUUUUCGUAAAGGCAAACAUGGGCGUGUAAAACGUCCUAUGAAUGCAUUCAUGGUUUGGGCCAGAAUUCAUAGACCCGCUCUUGCCAAAGCAAACCCAGAAGCAACUAAUACAGAUAUUAGCAUCCAGCUUGGACUGGAGUGGAAUAAACUCACACAAGAGCAGAAGAAACCUUACUAUGAGAAGGCACAACAGAUUAAGAAAAAGCAUGAAGAAAAGUUUCCAAAUUGGGUGUACAAGCCACGAUUUGGAAAGAUGAAGCGUAUUCUGUCAAGUGGUACCACUCAAUGUUCUUCAGGUAGCAGUACAGAUAAAACUAGCAAAACUCCAUGUACACAUCUAGCAGAACUUCCCUGCCAGCAAACUACCCUCCGUGCGGUCAUUCCAGCUCUCAAGACUGAUCCGGGUCACCGAGCUAGUAAAGUCCAUUCAGCUGCUGAGUUACAAGCUGCCAUAGCCCAGCAUUUGGCUCCCACUUCCUCUUUACCGCAUAAUGUCAGUCCUGCUAAGGCAGUUGUCUCAUCAUCAGAUUUGCCACUUGGACCAUCUAUGUGCGCCAUGGUACCUACCCAGCUGGAGAGCCAUACUAACCUAAUGGGACAAAGUUGUUCAGCAAAUAGCUCAGCAGUGAGACUCACAGGCAUUAUGUCAGAAAGUUCCAUCAGGUAUCAAAACAGUGGAAGCACUACCUUUAGCAAAUUAGCAACUACAGAUAGUCAGCAGACCACGGAAGUUUGUUGUGCAGGUUGCCACAGACAUUUAUUACUGCCUCAAGCACUGCCAGCGCCUUAUCCACAUGUCUACCAGCCUUCACCAAAUGGACUUCCAGCAAGUGUCCCUGAGCCUUAUUCUCAGCUUCCCUCUGUUCAUGUGUGGUUUUUACCAGAAUCACAACAGUUUUCAUCAAGUGCCUUCCUGUAUAACCGACCCGCUUGUGGCCCUGAAAAUGUUCCUUAUCAAAUACCUAAUUGUUUCACAUGCCCAGAAGAUUGUUAUCAAAACCAUAAAGCUAUAUAUUUCAAUCCUAAACAGGGAUUAUUCUUUUAGGGAGUUCAGUGAUAACACAGUGUUACACUCUUUGUAAACAUUAUUAAAUAUAACAGCACAAUGGCAACUUGCUUGAAAUAACAAACUCAGUAAAAUUCAGCCAAGCAUAUAUUUUUGCAGUUUUGCUUAUUUCCCAAAAGGUAACUUUUCAGUCAGAGAAUGCCUGUGUUCAGAAUGUAAUAACUUCACUGUGGGUUUGCUAAUGCUAAGGGUAUCUAGAUGAUGUGUCUCAUUGUGAGCCAUAAUGCUGAUGAACAAAAACAGGAGAACAAAAUAUUAAAAAUUGUUGUAAGCAUUAAAUGUGAAAUGCAGCAACAAAUUGUUUGAAAUAAAGAACAUUUAAAAUUU
Protopterus annectens (West African lungfish) is the source of this 2249-nucleotide messenger RNA. It is a transcript of the gene SOX30, whose product is annotated as SRY-box transcription factor 30. Gene Ontology annotation, molecular function: DNA-binding transcription factor activity, RNA polymerase II-specific; sequence-specific double-stranded DNA binding. NCBI's taxonomy places the organism in Eukaryota, Metazoa, Chordata, Ceratodontiformes, Protopteridae. The record is from RefSeq and is a predicted model, not a curated record. The coding region runs from base 528 to 1901 and encodes 457 amino acids. Gene Ontology annotation, biological process: regulation of transcription by RNA polymerase II. The transcript is spliced from 5 exons. Gene Ontology annotation, cellular component: nucleus.